CGCACCUGUCGCUAUUACCACCUGCGACAGGAUAUCAAAAUGGACUCAACCGGUUGGGCUGUCUCACAGCUCUCAAGGCUUCUGCCUCUAGAUGAUGAUUCCCUGCGACAGAUUAUCUCUUAUACAGAGUCAUUAUCAAACAAGGACGCAGCAGACCAUCUUCAAAAUCUACUGGGAGAUACCCCACAGGCCCUCGAAUUCAUCUCUUCAUUUAACAACCGAAGGAAAGGCAAGAGUGCAACUACAUCGGCCCAAGGAACAGUUAGAAAUGAUAUUUCUGAGGUCCCCAGAUCUAAACCGCGCAAGAAGAAGGCAACGAAUCUGGGAAAACUUCCACCACCACGGCAGCCAGAUAAUUACGGAAAUACGAGCGGUGGCUAUGUCAAGAAAGAUGAAGAAGAUUACAUGACUUCCAAUUCUAAGACGAAAACCACAAAAACCAACAAUUUCGCCUUGUCAGAGACGCCUGACAUUACAUCUAAGUUAACACCAUCCUCUGGUACAUCAACCCCGAAAUCCCGAGGGAUCUCGCCAGCACCAGCACCGGCCCCAAAGUUGCCUCCUUCAGCUGCCGGACAGCUCAUCUCUGAAUCAAAAUCAUCCCGUAAUUCAUCCCCAAAGCCAAAGGCAAAGGUCACCGUUCAAGGUGGCACGCCUAUGCAUGGCGCUUCAACGGCUUUGAGCGAUCUGGAGUCGGCGAUUCGUGCCCUUGAGAUUCAGACAAACCCAUCAUUGUCAUCAACGCGGGAUAAUGCGAAGCGCAAGUGCAAUUGCAUGGCUUCUCGGCAUCCUCUUCUCGAUGCGGCCCCUAACUGCAUGAAUUGUGGCAAAAUAAUAUGUGUCAAGGAAGGUAUCGGGCCAUGUACAUUUUGCGGAACCCCUCUGCUCAGCUCGUCCGAAAUCCAAUCCAUGGUCCGUGUUCUGCGCGAGGAGCGCGGCAAGGAGAAGAUGGCAAUGAACAAUGCAUCUCAGAAGCGGGCCGAAGUAUCGAUGGCACCACGACCUUUCUCUACUCCAAACGAAUCAACCCCGGUGUCGUCCAAUCCGGCUUCUGAUAGCGAAAGCGAGAAGCUGGCCAGAGCAAAACAACAUAGAGACAAAUUGUUGGCCUUCCAAGCACAAAACGCACGGCGUACGCAAGUCCAUGAUGAAGCAGCCGACUUUGAAACCACCACGGCUGGUCUUAGUAUGUGGGCAACCCCACAGGACCGAGCAAUGCAAUUGAAACGGCAGCAAAAGGCCCUUCGUCAGCAAGAAUGGAAUGCUGCUCCAGAGUGGGAGAAGAGGAAAAUGGUUGCCAGUAUCGACUUAGUUGGUGGAAAGGUAGUCAGAAGAAUGGCUGCCGCAGAACGGCCACAAACACCUGAAAGUGAGGAGGAUGUACCAGAACCUCCCGCGAGCCAGAGCAACGAGAACGCUACUGGAGGUGGAGCAUUUAGCAGAAAUCCCCUGUUAGGCGGCAAAUUAAUUAGACCAACAAUACGAGAUGUAGGGACAGGAAAAGGCAAGGAAAAACAGAGACAGCAGAAGCAAGCAUGGCGAAGAGUUCAAGAUGAUAGGGAUGAUAAUGAAGAGUUGAUUCUGGACGGUGGGAUACAUGGAGGCAAGGGUCUUACGCUUGAACAGGAUGGAUGUGGGUAGCCGGAAAACAUGGCCUCCACAGUCUAUUAGGAAAGGCGGCAUUAAAGCUCUUGAGCACACUCUUCGAGUUACUACAGUAGUUGUCUUUCAGAAGACGAGCUCUAUCAAAUUUGACUGUGCAGCAAAGUCUGUGCAUGACGACAACUCUCUGCCCCGGGGACAUGAUUUACUAAAUCUUGUAAUUAUUAUUCCUCAAACAAUGAAUAGAACCGACUAUCAUUCUC
Messenger RNA from Aaosphaeria arxii CBS 175.79, 1865 nucleotides. RefSeq names its product C2HC5 finger protein. NCBI's taxonomy places the organism in Eukaryota, Fungi, Ascomycota, Dothideomycetes, Pleosporales. The coding region runs from base 40 to 1641 and encodes 533 amino acids. Gene Ontology annotation, biological process: regulation of DNA-templated transcription. Gene Ontology annotation, molecular function: zinc ion binding. Gene Ontology annotation, cellular component: nucleus. The transcript has a single exon. The record is from RefSeq and is a predicted model, not a curated record.